AUGGCUGACGUGCUGCCAGAAGGCUGGGGCGCCUAUCAGGACGAUCAAGGGCGCACGUAUUACGCGAACGUCUCGACCGGGGAGACCAGCUGGGAGCCUCCUGCACCAGCUGUGGCUCUUCCCGAAGGUUGGACGGCACACCAGGAUGAGCAGGGCCGGACAUUUUAUGCAAAUUGUACCACAGGGGAGUCCAGUUGGGACCCGCCCGCGCCAGCACCAGCCGCACCAGCCCCUCCGGCGCCUGUGCCCACCCCUGCACCUGCCGGGCGCUGGUCGGUGGACUUCACGUAUACCAUCGGCCCUGAGGGUUCAGAGCACGUUUUCUCUGGCAAGGUGCAGCUGCUAGACAGAUCUGUGUACACAUCGGUGGGGUCCGUCGUGGAGACUCUGAAUCGUGGUUCACCUGCCGUGCCAGAAGGCUACUGCGUGGUGUUCUCCAACUCCAAACGAAAUUACUUCCUGCUGUGGCGGGAAGACAAAGAAGCUGAAGCAUUCGCAUUGCUUGGCAUCGGCACGGACAGCGGGGAUCAGUGGUCAACAUCCCAGGUGUUGAGGUUGGACCCUUCUUGGACAGAGGAGUUUUUCGCCGGGCGCUGCGACGUUGUCGACAAGGCGCGCUACGACUCCGUGACUGCCGCUGUCGACGCGUUGAACGCGGGCAUUGUGAUCGAAGGGCAGCAGGGCUAUUGUGCGGUCUGGUCUACUUCGCAGCAGUGCUUCCAUCUGGUGUGGCGCCAGGACAAGGAGCAAGAGGCCUACGCUGCACUGGGAGUUCGCUGA
Molecule: messenger RNA, 780 nt
Organism: Symbiodinium sp. CCMP2456
Lineage: Eukaryota; Dinophyceae; Suessiales; Symbiodiniaceae
Source: the annotation of a GenBank genome assembly